Molecule: messenger RNA, 699 nt
Organism: Striga hermonthica
Lineage: Eukaryota; Viridiplantae; Streptophyta; Magnoliopsida; Lamiales; Orobanchaceae
Source: the annotation of a GenBank genome assembly
AUGGUGACGUGUUUAGAUGGGGUGAAGCAUAUACUUUCUACUGUAGUAAAUUGCUGUGAGUCUGGUAUUAACAAGCAACCUAGGGGACUCGGAAAUCCUGAAGCUCUAGCUAGAGAGACCGUGUUCAGUGUAAGCGAAAUAGAAGCACUAUAUGAAUUGUUUAAAAAGAUCAGCAGUGCUGUGAUAGAUGACGGGCUGAUUAACAAGGAAGAAUUCCAGCUAGCGCUGUUCAAGACGAACAAAAAGGAGAGCCUUUUUGCUGAUAGGGUUAGUUAUCAUGUGUCAGUAUUUGACCUGUUUGACACAAAGCACAAUGGAAUACUGGACUUUGAAGAGUUUGCACGUGCCCUCUCGGUCUUUCACCCACAUGCCCCAAUUGACGAAAAGAUUGAUUUUUCAUUCCAAUUAUAUGAUCUCAAGCAGCAAGGGUUCAUUGAAAGACAAGAGGUAAAGCAAAUGGUGGUGGCAACACUAGCUGAAUCUGGCAUGAACCUUUCAGAUGAUGUUAUCGAGAGUAUCAUUGAUAAGACGUUCGAGGAAGCUGACACUAAGCACGACGGGAAGAUUGAUAAAGAAGAGUGGAGGAGCCUCGUUCUUCGCCAUCCGUCACUUUUAAAGAAUAUGACCCUUCAAUACCUCAAAGACAUAACCACCACAUUCCCGAGCUUCGUGUUUCAUUCCCAAGUCGAUGAUACGUGA